AAUUUUCUCUUUUACUGCUUUUAUAUUUUUCUUCUUUAAGCUGCUGUUUAUUAUAUCGAUAGUAUCAAAAAAUAAUAUUUCCACUGUGGUACUCGCAAGGGAUUUUUAGUAGCUUUAAUGAGGUCUUGAAUCCUGGGUAAAGCACAUCCAAAAUGAGAUUUUUGAAAAUUAAUGUUGCUAGCUGGAUAAAAGGUACUGGAAGUUUGAUAGCCACCUACUUGCAUUUUUAGGUUGCAUAAUUUAAUGAGUAAUUCUUUAAUAUGCAAUGAGAUGGAAAUCAAACAUUUAAUUUUAUUGUAUUAGAGGAAUUAAUAUAGCAUGCAUGGAGUAAACUAAAGUAGUUAUAAGCAGUAAUUGAGUAAAACAAAAAUAUUUGGGAGAUAUUAAAUAUGUCUAGUUGUACCUUGGAUAGCUGUACAUUUUUAUUAACAUGUUUCUGAGGAGGGGGAGUUGUUACUAUAACAACAUUUGCAGGAUAUCUUUGACUUUUUUUUUUAAUGUUUAUUAACUGCAUGCCUUAGGCAAGCUUAAUCUGCAGCUGCUUUCAUAGGUUUAUGGUAGGAAGUGAAUAUAAGUCUCAUAUAUUUCACUGUGUUAAGCUCCUUUAUGGAACUAUUAUUUCUGUGAUUUCUUUUUCUUGUUUCCAUACAAUAUCAUCAGCUAACAAAUUGGAAUGCAGGAGAUGCUACUGAAACAUAAGCAGCUGCUUUCAUUAUAUUAUUGUGUAUUACUUGAUAAUGCCAGUUAUAUGCUUGUAAGUAUAAAAACCCGGCAGAUUUUAAUACUGUUUCACUGUUCUCUUUUUAUAUAUCACUCGUGAUGUGAAUGUUUCAGAUGUGGAGUUACCUUUUAAUAGCUGUCAUCAGAGAUUCAGGUGUGAGAUGUGCCAAGAGGUAACUUUAUCUGACAUCAGAACUACCUUGGCAAUUUGUAUACAGAAAAGCAAUCUUCUGGUGAUUGGAGUAGUUCCGGAUUGGAAGAUGAGAACAAAAUCUUAUGGAAACUCUUAGAUGCUUCAUAGGGAGAUCAGACAUGGUUGUAUAUAGCUCUUUGUAUUACUCACAGUAUCUGCAAACUAGAUUUCUGAUACCAUAUGAUUAACCAAUACUCUAUAGAUGAUGCUAGAUGUGUUUUGUAUUGAUUAGGUGUGUAGUUUAGCAUUGCUGAUGAUGUAUUGUUAGAACUGUUAGCAUUUCUGCAUGCUUUGUUUUGAACCCAAGUGUUGGUCUUUAGAUUAUUUUGUUAAAGUUGCACAAUAAAGGAUAUUCUAGUUAAAUGUACAAGUAGUGUAAUCAAGGCAGUCAAAAAUACUCCUCUGUAAGGCUUGUUCUAAGUUCUGGGUUUUUAAUGUUGUUUACCUUUGAUUUUCUAAGCAGGGUAUCUAUCUUGGAUUAAUGUAUUUGGGUUUUAUUCCAAAUGCUUGUUUCUGUGAAAUACAAUCUUGGGCUGCAAUUUCAAGUUUCAAACUUCAGAGUAAGGUCCACAAGUACUUCCCUUGUGAAGCCAAGAGAUCCUGUGGUUAAAGAAAUUCUGGUAGUGAUUUGGGUCCAAGUUUAUUGUGGAGGUUUAAAAUGGCUGUGAACACUAGUAGAACACUUGUUCAUUUAAAAUGAGCUUUUAAAUCAAAGUAUUCUUUUCCUAGCCAUUGUCUGGAUAACGGAAUGCACGCAUUUUGAACACUUGCUAGGUUACCAUAGGCUAGGAAAUGUCAUCUGCAAUUCUGGUUGCAAGAGUCUAGCCAAGGCUUCUGGUGUUCUUGAAGAAUCUUAUUGAAGUUCAAAACUUUGUCCAAGGCACCCUCUUCCUGCCUCUGGUUAAUCUUCUGAUUCUCUGGGAGCUGUAGAUAGCCUGUGUGCCAUGAAUUGUAUGCAAAAGUGGAAAAAACUUUCCCAGUUUUUGCAGAGAAGUGUACAAAUUGUCUGUACUGCUUAAGGGCAAACUAGCAACCAAUCUGGUGCUUUAGCAAGUAUUAGACUACUUUGGUUAAAUUCUGCUGGAGAGUAUGUCAGGCUGCAUUUCUGUGUCGAGCAGUACAUGUGUAAACCUAUAUAAUUAUUCUACAUUGUUUUACAUUGUGACUGUCAUUAUUAAUAUAGUCAGACUUAGCUCAUCUUUUGCCCAGAAGCAGUUUCUUGAAGUAGUGUGUAUCAUCUCAAUCAGACUAUGUAGAGACCUACACUAGUAACUGCAGUUGGGUAGAUCACAUCAAGAACUGAAUAUUCAUUAGCAUUUUGCAGCAUUCCAAAGUAGGAAGAAUUUUUUUUAUUUUGUCAAAAUUUUCACGGUAUAAGUUUUCUAUUAGCUUUUCAGCUUCAUAUGUACUAGAAUAUUUCCAGUUCUCCAUUAUUUCAUGGGUCUGGACAAAUUAUGAGAAUUUAAUUUCUUAACAUGGCUGUAAUGUGCUUGGUGGAAUAAUUAUUUAUGUUUAAUUAUGAAUAUGUUAUUAAUGAAUUAAUUAUGUUUAUGUUAUUACAUGAGACUCAAUGCUAUUGAGGCAGGCAUUGUCAGAAAGAAGUUGUUUACUGCUGUGUCUUGCAAACAUGCCAAGAUUUCUUGGUAGCCUUGAACAACUUCAUGCUUUUAGCAAACUUAAAUGAUUUUGCUUCAAACUGGUCCCAUUUGACAUGGUAAUGAAUUUGAAACACUAUGGUUCCUAGGUCACAUUUUCAUCCUCAAUGGAUUUUCCCUCAAAGAUGGGUAAAUAUACCCAAUAUCUUAGGGAGACAUCACUUUGGUAUCACUAAAGAUCUUUUUGAUUAUUACAUUAUCGUUGAUAUACUGACAAAAAUAUUGUUACAUGAGGACAGUAGUUACAGGAGCAUCAGCAUGCUUUCCGCAUAAGAAAAGAUGCAAACUUAAUGGGAAGAUAGUGACAAUAGAAUGAACAGAAGCAGAGGACACUGGCACUUCACUGUAUAUAGCUGUUAAGAAACUAGGGGUUUGUAUACACAGAAGCAUGUUGACUAAUAUAAGGCUAUUGUAUAUCCACAUUUGUAUGCGUGCUGUACUGCAUGGGGACUCAUUUGGACAGGUCAUACACCACAUGGACCACAAUCAAAGCAUAUGUAAGCAUCUGUUAUUGGUUGUGCUUGAUGGUUAUAAAGUUACGGAUACUUAAAACAUGCAAGCACAUGUAUUGAUAAUGGAAGUGUUAAGUGAUGGGUUUAAAGAGCUGCUAUUAUUCUACAAGUGUCAUUGUAGUACAAUUGGGAAAUACAACAAGGAAUGAAAUACACUGAGUAGCUGAAGCAGAGAAGCAGGAGUUAGGUUAAAAUUAAAAUGGUGCCUUUUAAAGAGCUGCAGUUGCCAGGCUACUGACACUGCCGUUUUGUGUGUGGUGCGACACAAUGCUCAGUCUUUUCUCCUGUAUCCUGUAGUAACUGCAUUAUUCUGUGAACAUCAAGGUUUAGUUCCUUCAUCUGUCAAGUAAAGUGAUUUCGUUCUACAACCAGAAUAAUAUUUUCCAUUUUUGGGAGCAGCAAGGUAUUGGAAUGAACAUGGAAAUGCUAAAGUGGUUUACAAAAAAUGACACCUAUGCUAAGGCAAAAAUGUCACAGGUUAAACAAGUGGGACUUUUAGCUGCUGGAUGUCAGCCAUGGAACAAGGAUAUAUGUGCUGCUAGUGGGGACAGAUUUGCCUACUGUGCUACCCUUGCUAUUUAUAUUUAUCAGUUGGAUCACCGAUACAAUGAGUUCAAGCUCCAUGCAAUUAUGUCUGAGCAUAAGAAGACGAUCACAGCCAUAUCCUGGUGUCCCCACAACCCUGACGUGUUUGCAAGUGCCAGUGCAGAUAGUUUAGUGAUUAUUUGGAAUGUGAAUGAACAGAAAGUUGUGGCCAAGCUGGACAAUACAAAAGGAAUUCCUUCAUCACUUAGCUGGUGUUGGAAUGCAGGUGAUGCAGUUGCAUUUGUGUCCCAUAGAGGGCCGUUGUACAUUUGGACUAUCUCAGGACCUGACAGCGGGGUAACUGUACAUAGAGAAGCACAUAGUUUCUUGUCAGAUAUCAGUCUGUUUAGAUGGCAUCCAAAGAAAAAAGGAAAAGUGGUGUUUGGACAUACUGAUGGAAGCCUAUCUAUUUUUCAGCCAGGUUCUAAAAAUCAGAAACAUGUCUUAAGACCAGAGUCUCUUGAAGGAACGGAUGAAGAGGAUCCAGUUACAGCACUGGAGUGGGACCCUUUGUCAACUGACUACCUUCUUGUUGCUAAUUUACAUAAUGGUAUUCGACUAGUUGAUUCUGAAUCUCUGUCCUGUAUCACAACUUUUAGUUUUCCCAGUGCAGCAGCAUCUGUUCAGUGUUUAGCCUGGGUUUCCAGUGCACCUGGAAUGUUUAUAACUGGAGAUUCUCAGGUUGGUGUGUUACGUGUUUGGAAUGUUUCACGUACAACACCUAUAGAUAAUUUUAAAUUGAAGCAAACGGGUUUCCAUGGUUUGCAUGUGCUAAGUUCUCCUCCAAAGAAAAAGUCACGUUCAUCACAGUAUCCUACUAAAAAUCAUCAUACAUCUUCAACAAGUGAGGCUGUUCCUCCUCCAACUUUAACCCAAAACCAAGCAUUUUCUCUUCCUCCUGGUCACACCGUCUGUUGUUUUAUGGAUGGUGGAGUGGGGCUUUACGACAUGGGAGCCAAAAAGUGGGAUUUCCUUAGAGAUUUGGGACAUGUUGAGACCAUCUUUGAUUGCAAAUUCAAACCUGAUAACCCUGAUCUUCUUGCUACAGCUUCAUUUGAUGGCACAAUAAAAGUUUGGGACAUUAAUACUUUAUCAGCGGUUUAUACAUCUCCUGGUAAUGAGGGGGUUAUUUAUUCCAUUUCUUGGGCUCCAGGAGAUCUGAACUGCAUAGCAGGGGCAACAUCCAGAAAUGGUGCCUUCAUCUGGGAUGUUCGAAAAGGCAAAAUGAUAACCAGAUUCAGUGAGCAUGGAAAGAAUGGAAUCUUCUGCAUUGCCUGGAGUCAUAAAGAUUCCAAAAGAAUAGCAACCUGCAGCAGUGAUGGAUUUUGUAUUAUUCGAACCAUUGAUGGCAAUGUUCUUCACAAGUAUAAACAUCCAGCUGCAGUGUUCGGCUGUGAUUGGAGUCAAAACAACAAAGAUAUGAUAGCUACUGGUUGUGAGGAUAAAAAUGUUCGCGUUUACUACUUGGCAACCAGCUCUGAUCAGCCACUGAAAGUUUUCACAGGGCAUACUGCAAAGGUGUUUCAUGUACGGUGGUCUCCUCUGAGAGAAGGAAUCCUCUGCAGUGGCUCUGAUGAUGGUACUGUUCGAAUAUGGGAUUAUACACAGGACGCUUGUAUAAAUGUUCUUAGUGGACACACAGCUCCAGUACGGGGGCUGAUGUGGAAUCCUGAAAUUCCUUACCUUCUAAUAUCUGGCAGUUGGGACUAUACAAUUCGAGUCUGGGACACAAGAGAUGGAACAUGUUUGGACACAGUUUAUGAUCAUGGUGCAGAUGUAUAUGGAUUAACAUGUCAUCCUAGUCGUCCAUUUACUAUGGCAUCCUGCUCUCGUGAUUCCACUGUGAGACUCUGGUCAUUGACACCUCUUAUAAACCCUCUACCAAUAAAUAUCUUAGCAGAUAGAUGUUGGGAUGAUAUUAUCGGCAAUACAGAUCGUGCUGUGGAAUCUGGUGCUCCUCCUUUGCUGUGUGGUAAAGUUUCCAGGGAUAUUAAACAGGAAUUGGAAAAAUUGUCAGGAAAUCCUCGAGGAAAAAAACUAAGGUGGUUUUCAGAAUGUUUUUCACCUCCUGGAGGCAGCAAAAAUUUAUGGGAUUUGGUUGCUGUAAUAAAAGGACAGGAUGACAGUUUGCUUCCACAAAACUACUGCAAAGGAAUUAUGCAUAUGAAACAUCUCAUUAGAUUUAGAAUGUCCAGGGCACAAGAGCUGACAACAGUAAAGAUGUCUAAGUUUGGAGGCGGUAUUGGUGCACCAAGCAAAGAGGAAAGGCUCAAAGAAGCUGCAGAAAUACAUUUAAGAUUAGGACAAAUUCAGCGAUAUUGUGAACUAAUGGUAGAACUUGGAGAGUGGGACAAAGCUCUCUCAGUUGCGCCUGGUGUAUCAAUGAAAUAUUGGAGGAAGCUAAUGCAAAGGAGAGCUGAUCAGUUAAUUCAGGAAGAAAAUGAUGAUGUCAUCCCAUACUGUAUAGCUACUGGAGAUGUAAAGAAACUAGUUUCUUUCUUUACUUCAAGAGGUCAGCUUAAAGAAGCGCUUCUUGUUGCACAGGCAGCUUGUGAAGGAAAUAUACAGAUGUUACCACUCUCCACAGCAAGUGGAUCUUCAAAUUCUGGUGGAAACAAUACUGAUGAUUAUAAUGAGCUUCUGCACAAGGUCAGUAAAGAACUGGCAGAUUGGUAUUUUCAGGAUGGCCAUGCAGUGCUUGCAGCAUGUUGUCAUCUGGCUGUUGAAAAUAUAGAGCUUGCGAUGGCAAACCUGAUUCGUGGAAAUGAACUGGAGCUGGCAGUCAGUGUGGGUACUGUCUUAGGAGAAAGUGCAGCACAAGCAACACAUUAUGCCCUAGAAUUACUAGCAAGAAAGUGUAUGGCAGUAGCAACAUGCUUUCCAUCACUUGGAUACAGGGAUUUAGCAGCUGAUCUUCUUAUGAUGAUUCCUGAUAACAAACUUCAGUUAGUAAAACUAUGUGCUUUUUAUCCUGGAUGCAUAGCAGAAAUAAAUGACCUGCAUGAAAAGUGCAAUCUUCCUGAUGCAGAAGAAUGUAUGCGGUUGGCAGAGGCAAUUCAGGCAGACGGAGAUAUAUUUGAAACGAUAAAGUACUAUCUGUUAAGCACAGAACCUGACAGGGCUCUCCCUGUUGGCAUUCAGUAUGUGAAAGAACAACUUAUUGGCUCAGAUUGGACUUUGGAUUCAGUCUUUCCAUAUCUUGAUCUUCUAAGUUACAUACGCACUGAACAAUUAAUGUUGCAUCAAUGUAGUGAAUUUCGGAAUGAGUUGCUGAUUUUGUGUGGUUACAUUGGUGCUUUACUUGCUAUCAGAAGACAGUACAAUAGCAUUGUACCUGCACUGUAUGAGUAUACAAGUCAGCUUUUAAAAAGACGAGAAGUAUCCGUACCUUUGAAAAUUGAACAGCUUUCUGAGGAAUUAGAUGCAUGGAGAGCUUGCACACAAUUAAACAAGUCUGGCGAUGAACUGCCAUGCACUCCACCAUCUGAAUCACAGAGAGCGGUGUAUUCACUGCUCGUAUCACGAAUUCAGGAGGAGCCUCUGAAAGGAAUGGUUGGGCCAGACUGUGUCACUGGAUCAAAUCUUCCUAGUCAUUCAGAUGUUCAUAUCUCUUGUUUGACAGGGCUAAAGAUACAGGGUCCAGUGUUCUUCCUUGAAGAUGGAAAAUCUGCUAUUUCACUGAAUGAUGCUUUGAUGUGGGCCAAAGUCAAUCCUUUUUCACCACUAGGAACAGGAAUACGACUUAACCCAUUUUGAUGAGGUGUUUCCUCUGUACUUUAUAGUGCUUAAAAUAACACUCUGGGGGUUAAUACUGAUUUAACCUUGAUCAAAGGACAGAAAGUGGUAGUUGGAAGGGCAAGUACUUGAACUUUGAAAAUUGUAAAGUGAAAGCAAGAAAAGAAUUUCUAUACAAAUGUUUGUUGAAAAUCCAAAGAAAAAAGUUAUUUGAUAAUCCAAAGAAAAAGUCCUAACUUCAUAUACAGCCAUGUCUUUUUUUUUUUCAGUAAGAACAGUGUUGUCAGACAAUACAGACAUAUUUUAGUCAACUCUGUGUGAAUAGAUGCCUUGUAAAGGGAGUAAGCAACUAUCUGCACAUUAUCAAAAUAUUGAUAACAAACUGUGAAAUCCAUAAACACACUUACAAAUACAUAAUAAUAGAAUAACUUUCUUGAUACCUACUGCAACCUGUUUUUAGAAGGACUGGAAUACUGUGGCUCUUUCACACAUUGUGUCCCCCUUUUUAAUUUUAACUAAUUUUUACACACAGGGUUCUAUAGUAAAAGUAAAAUUUAAAGAGUAGAUUAUUUUUUUCAUCCAUUUGUUAUUGUGCUUAUUAGCAGUACAAAUAGCAGUUUACUUAUGUUUUGUUUAGACAGUUUUGAAUAUCUACAUUACAAAAUUCUAUUUUCUAAUAGGAUCAUUUUCAGCAACUGUCCCCCUUAUAUUUUCACUGGAGGCUAAAAUGUAUUUAUAAAACUGUUUGUUUUUUUUUAACAAAGGGUUUGUAAGGAACAAACAGCAAAUUUAUUGCAAUUAUUUAACUGUGAUAUAUAUAUUUAAAAUACUUGUUUUCUUUUUACAUUUUGUAUUAGUUAUAAACAUGCAUAUAUUAUGACAAACCAGAAGUAAAUACCUGUGCAUAUAUAUUUUUAUUUACUAAAUCUGUGCUCAAAUGGAAAAAACUAGUCAUGGCAAUAGAACACUAAGAAUAUUUAAACUUUAAAGCUGUGUAUAGUAUGGAAUUUAAUUAUAAGGAAAAUAUUAUACUUAUUUAUUAUUAAUAAUUCUUAUAAUCAGAAUUACCUGUAGAAAAGAUGCCUUGGUUACAAUAUUCCUUAUUAGUUUAAUUGCUGGCACUUAAGCAGAAAUCUACUUUAUCUGAUGUUACCUUUUUUGCUGCUGCUUUAAAAUAAAUUUUAAAAUUUAUUUAAAAUCCUGAUAAUUACAUGAAAUGUAAAGAAGUUGCAAUUAAAAAUUGGCAGAAUUAUUUCAAUAGAAACUGUUGUAAAACUGGUAAUAAUAGCAGGUAUUUAUCAGACCCUGUAGACAAUCCUCAAUACAGAGGUAAGCCAUGCCCUCAUUUAACUAGAAAUAACAAUGCCACCAUGCUGGAAAGGUGGGAUGGAGACUAGAAAUAAAAAAAUACAAGGUUGUUUUUCCCCCUCUUUAAAAAGGUAAAAUUUCAUUCUGGCAAUGCUCUAGAGUAUAUUACAGGGUUUCUGGUGUAAGAAUAAAUUGGAGGGGGAGAGGCAAGGCUUAGCUGUUUUGUAGCCUAGAAACCCCCAUUUUUGUAUGUACUUGGAUGCUGGAACAGAAUGUUUUACUAUCUGCAGGUAUUCUUUGGAAGAUGAUUUUCCUUUUUUUAACUCCAUGGAGCUUGGCAAAGAAGAAUUGGGUUUCAGAAGUCAAAAUUUGUAGUUUUUGAAAUAAUUUUCCAUCAGUCAGUAUCUGAUAUCUGCUUCUGUCAAAUGAAAGACUAGCUGUCUUUUAGCACAUAAGUUGUAUAACCUGAUAUAUAAAUGCAGAGGUGCAGAGCAAUGGUAAGAACAUGCAGCCCCAUGUCUGGUGAUUGGAAUCUGAAGGAUUGACUCAACUGCCAUUCUACUAUAUUUAAAAUCUUUUGCUGUAUCAUAAGGACUUUUACCAAUAUUUCAAAGUUUAAAUAACUUACAAUGUGUAGUAUAACUACAUCAAUGUGUUGCACAUAAAUUGUGCCUUAACAUGGAAUCUUGGGCAAAUCUGCUCCCUCUUUAGAAUGUGAGGGUUAGGAAUUCUUUCAUUGCUAAAAUAUAAAAAUUAAGUCAGAGGGCGUUUUUUAUAUUUGGGGUGAAUCAGGAAACAGUCAUUGUGAAUAACAUGAGGUUGCAUUUUCCUUGUAGUUGUUUGUACCCCAUGUGUUGAGUGAGGGGAAUAUGCAGAAAAGGUUGUAAUUGUGUCUACUGCUACAGCUGUGGUUGCAACUGUCAAACUAUGAAUUCAUCAUUUUCAUAAUUAAUUUCAGAUUGUUUGCUAAUAUGUGACUUCAUUGUCUGGCACAGCAAGUCAAAUACAGAUACUUCUCCCUUAAUAUUAAAGAAUACUUUGUCUUCAAA
Messenger RNA from Pipra filicauda (Wire-tailed manakin), 9757 nucleotides. RefSeq names its product WD repeat domain 17 (gene WDR17). The transcript is spliced from 30 exons. Lineage: Eukaryota; Metazoa; Chordata; Aves; Passeriformes; Pipridae. The coding region runs from base 3492 to 7421 and encodes 1309 amino acids. Gene Ontology annotation, molecular function: protein binding. The record is from RefSeq and is a predicted model, not a curated record.